GGUCUUGAACUUCCGACCUCAGGUGACCCGUCCACCUUGGCCUCCAAAGUGCUUGGAUUACAGGUGUGGGCCACCAUGCCCGGCCAGAAAAUGAAAAAUUUUUAUUGCUAUUUCAGUGACUGGAAAGGAUUUGACAACUGACUAUCCUAGUUAAAGGAACAAGUUCAUUAUCAUUAGAAUAACAUUACUAAAAUAUAAAUUCCCAUUUAAUCCCCAUUCAUUCCCUGAUACUGCAGUUGUUGAAUGCUUUCUGCUUGUCUGGUGCAGUGACUACUAAGUACUGUUUCCCUGGAGACUUAAUAGCCACUGGAGAGACCUAUAAAUAAGUGAUUGAUACAGAAGGAUUUUAUGUGAGCAUCUGGAGCAGGUAUCUAAAUUAGCCUAAAGGGUAGGCAUGACUUCCUAGAUGAAGUAAUGCCUUAGGUCAGAGUUUGGAUUCAGGAUUUGUGGGACAUGCCAGAGUCAGGGAACGUACAGAGGAUGCACGUGAGCUGGCCUUUGAAGUUUGGCUGGAGCCAAAGACAGUAUAGUGGAGAUGAAGCUUAGAGUUACUGGCAGGAACUUACCUGUGUAAGCUAAUUUGAAUGUUUUCCUGAAAACCUAUUAAAAAUUAGAUAACCUAAUGAAUAAUACAAGACCUAGUGAGUAAUUUUUGGCAGGGGAGCAGGAUGGUCACAUUUCAUUUUUAGAAAGUUUACCUUCAUAUCAGGGUUUUCAGCUUGGUAGUGAUGAGACUAGUGAAGAGGUCAUUCAUUGAUGUGUCAGGGAGAGAAAUGAUUAGAACCUGAACUAAGGAAAUGAUAGUAGGAAUGGAGUAGGGAGACUCCUGACAUUUUAAGGACAUCAUGUAAGAUUUGAUGACUGUGUGUUCAGUAGCUAAGUGUAUAUACCAUAUGUAGAUCUGGAAUACAUGGAGCUAAAGCUGUGGUUGUUGAUGUAGAUAUCGGGUUAGAUAGAUAAUUUGAAAGAUCGAAGAGCACCCAGAUAGAGCAAAGUAUUGGAGAAUACUUAUUUAAAUAUUGAGUGGAUAAAAUUGCAGCCUGACAGGAAUGAACAGAAGGAUAGGAAGAAAACCAGGAAUAAAGUGAGAGUGGAAACUGAGGAUUCAAAUCAUAUCCUAAUGACUGUUAAGGAAACAGUCAUCAUUGUCAGAUGCUUUAGAGUGGUCAGAUGUAAUUUUUUUUUUUUUUUUGAAAUAGGGUCUUGCUCUGUUGCAAGGAGUGCAGUGGCAUGAUCAUAGCUCACUGUAGGCUGAACCUCCCAGGCUCAAGAGAUCUUCCCACCUCAACCUCCCAAGUAGCUGGGACUACAGUUUCUGUAGAAAAUGUUUCCUGACUGCAAUGAGGGAAAGCGGAGCACAUUGUCCCCUAUGUCGUGGAAAUGUGACUAGAAGAGAGAGAGCAUGUCCCGAACGGGCUUUAGACCUUGAAAAUAUCAUGAGGAAGUUUUCUGGUAGCUGCAGAUGCUGUGCAAAACAGAUUAAAUUCUAUCGCAUGAGACAUCAUUACAAAUCUUGUAAGAAGUAUCAGGAUGAAUAUGGUGUUUCUUCUAUCAUUCCAAACUUUCAGAUCUCUCAAGAUUCAGUAGGGAACAGUAAUAGGAGUGAAACAUCUACAUCUGAUAACACGGAAACUUACCAAGAGAAUACAAGUUCUUCUGGUCAUCCCACUUUUAAGUGUCCCCUGUGUCAAGAAUCAAAUUUUACCAGGCAGCGUUUACUGGAUCACUGUAACAGUAAUCACCUAUUUCAGAUAAUUCCUGUGACAUGUCCCAUUUGUGUGUCUCUUCCUUGGGGAGAUCCUCGCCAGAUAACUAGAAAUUUUGUUAGUCAUCUAAAUCAAAGACAUCAGUUUGAUUAUGGAGAAUUUGUGAAUCUUCAGCUAGAUGAAGAAACCCAGUAUCAAACUGCUGUUGAAGAAUCUUUUCAAGUAAACAUCUGAAGGCUGAAGACAUCUCUGCAUCUUUGUACCUGCAAGUGCCAUCUUUAAGGGAAAACUAUAUGAAGUCACCGUUUCAGUUGCUUGAUGUGUAUAUUAAUAAAAGUAAUUCAGUCGUUUUAGGUUUUGAUUGAAAAUAAAGGCGAGGCUUCUAAAAACUUCAUCCUCUUGAUAAGUUAAAAAAUGAAAGUUAUGACAUUAGCUUUAAAAGCAUAAAAAAAGAUAUUUCACUAAUGUAACGGUGAAAGAGAAUCCCUGUUGUACUUUAUCUUUUUGGAAUACUAAAUAUUCUUGAAUUUUUCAUUAUGUUGCUUUUGAAAUUUGGUGCAUUCCUCCCAUUUACUUUAUUAUUGUACACAGAUAACACACAGUAGCAAAUUUUGAACAAUGUGAUUGAUAUAAACCUAACAAAUCUGAGCCAGUUAUUAGAGUUGCAGAGUAGAAACUUGAAGUGCUAAAUGGAAUAAUCCAAAGGAAAUUUUUAAAAUGCAGAUUCUAGCUGAAAAAUUCAACUAUAAGAAAAUUGUAUUUAUAUAACAUUUACUAUUUUUUGAAGACUAGUGAGAGUUCUGUAAUAAUUUUAAUUCUUUAAAAAGCGAAAGCUUGUAAAGAUAUUUUGUUUUUGUUAUUAGAAGGAAAUACGAACAGAAAAAUUUAUUUCUCUCAUGGGCAUUUGGUAAUUUCAGUCUUACUUUGACUGAUUUAUAAGUUUGCUAAGCUGAAUAACAGCUCAUUAGCCUCAGAAUUUUCAAUAGCCAGUAUUUCUGAUUAAGUUGAAACUUUUAUUAGAAAUUUUCAGUUGGUGAUACUGUAUUACUGUAUUCUACAAGAUACAAAUGAGAGAUUUGGCUUCAUCUUAGUUUAGAAAUUUAUUCAAAGCUAAAGAUGUUAUAUGUAUGCAUACAUACACAUAUAUGUGUGUAUGCAGUUUGUCAGGUUAUAUAUAGAAUUUCUAUUAAGGAUUUUUUAAAUGGACAAGCAAUAGGGGGUUGAAGUGUUUACCUGAUUUGUUAAAAUUUUGUAUAUCACCAAAUUUUUACAAAAUAACAGUCACAUUGCUAAAUGAUCUAGUUGGCUGCUAUUACACCUUAAAAGUUGAGUUUACACACACACAAUUACCUGUUUAUAUGGUGCUCAUUUGUUAUUCUCAAAUAUAAUGUGUGACUGUGAUGUAGUGAGAAAGAUUCUACCAACCAUUCUGUUUCACUACUUUUUAGUCAAAACUGGGUUUGUUCUUAGUAUUCAUUAAUGAGAAUCAUAUUUUGUAGAAGGCCCAAAUCACAGAAUAAAGGACGAAAAGUAGAUUCACUGACAUUCCAUACUAAUAAUAAAUUGUUUAUGCUCUCUUUAAAAUUACUAAAAGAACAUAAAAGAAUUUCAGAAGUAGUUUGCUGCUAAUAUAUACAUAUUGUAUAAAAAAGGUAUAUUUUGGUUUUGUUAAAACCCUUCUUGACUUUUUUACACUGAACAUUUUUUUAACUUGAUUUAAUAAAAAUGUUAAUUUUGGAAGUGGAGUUUUGUAAAAACCUUUUUCAAUCAAACAGUAAUGACUUUAUUUAUGGAUUAUAAUAACCACAAAAAAAGCCAUAUGUCUUAAUGAACAUAUGCCUUUGUUUUGUCAUUUUAUAGGGUGAUGUUUACUAUGUAUGUGCUUGAGCAUUUUCUCUGCAGUUACAUGGGUGUAAUUUUCAAAACAAGCUCUUUUUAAGACCAUAGUUUUUUCCAGUUUAAAGCAAUAACUUUCAUAGUUUCUUUCACAGUUUAAUACAUCCAAUAUGUUAAGUUAAACCAUUCUGGGAUUUGGGAACUUCUUUAAAGGAAAAUUGUAGUAGAGGUCAUCUUGAUAGAAUUGUAUUUUGAAGUUUUGUGAAUGAGUUAAGUAUCACUGGUAGUCUUGUGUGUCUCACAUAUCAGCUUUUUCAUAAGGAAAAUACUGACUCUAUUUGCUUUUAUCUGGGAAUUUCUCAAUAUGGAAAUGAUUGUUUAAAAUUUCUCCUCCUUUUGUUAGUGAGUUGGGAAUAGGGAUAGACUUUACAGAUUUAAUUUAUGGAAAUUAAAUUUACGGGGAGAAGUUCUUAUUUUUAAUAUUGCUUAUAGCUGAAUCAGGAUUAAAGGAGGGAAACUGUAUUGAUAUUCCAAUACCUUAAUUUCACAGUACCACUUAGGAAAACUAUUUCAACAAAUUACAGUUUAUGUUGUUAAACAGUCUUAUUUGAGAUGUAUUGCUUUAUUUUUCAAUUAAAAGUGGUUUUCUCCUA
Messenger RNA from Callithrix jacchus (white-tufted-ear marmoset), 4195 nucleotides. The record is from RefSeq and is a predicted model, not a curated record. NCBI's taxonomy places the organism in Eukaryota, Metazoa, Chordata, Mammalia, Primates, Cebidae.